Molecule: messenger RNA, 921 nt
Organism: Lithohypha guttulata
Lineage: Eukaryota; Fungi; Ascomycota; Eurotiomycetes; Chaetothyriales; Trichomeriaceae
Exons: 3
Coding region: 1-921 (306 amino acids)
Biological process (GO): transmembrane transport
Source: RefSeq, a predicted model, not a curated record
AUGACAACCGAUCAGAAGCCGCUAGGGUUUCAGUACCAGUUCGCAGCUGGUGCUGUGGCUGGUGUUUCCGAGAUCCUGCUCAUGUACCCUCUCGAUGUCGUCAAGACCAGAGUUCAGCUGCAGGGCAAGGUAGCCAUACCUGGACAAGAUCACUACACCUCGAUGAUGGACUGCUUUAGAAAGAUCAUCAAGAACGAAGGAGCAUCUAGGCUGUACCGAGGCAUCGGCGCCCCCAUCAUGAUGGAAGCACCCAAACGAGCCACCAAGUUUGCGGCCAACGAUUCCUGGGGUAUUUUCUACCGCGGUCUGUUUGGCGUAGAGAAGCAGACACAACCGCUCGCCAUUCUUACAGGAGCCACUGCUGGUGCGACCGAAUCCCUUGUCGUCGUACCUUUUGAGCUUGUAAAGAUCAGAUUACAGGACAAGGCAAGCGCUGGAAAAUACAACGGUCUCAUUGACUGUGUUACGAAGACUGUCAAGAGUGAGGGACCUUUGGCUCUAUAUAACGGCCUGGAGUCUACAGCCUGGAGACACAUCUUGUGGAACGCUGGAUAUUUCGGCUGCAUCUUCCAGAUCAAGUCGAUCUUGCCAAAGCCAGAGGUAGGCAACAAGUGGCAAGCCACGCGCAAUGACUUGCUCUCUGGUGCAAUUGGUGGUACUGUUGGCACAAUCCUCAACACACCUAUGGACGUUGCAAAAACGCGUAUUCAGAACUCGCCAAGGAUAGCUGGCCAGGCAUUGAAGUACAACUGGGCAUGGCCAGCACUGGGAACGAUCAUGAAGGAGGAGGGUCCCGCCGCGUUGUACAAGGGUUUCCUGCCCAAAGUGCUGAGAUUAGGUCCAGGUGGAGGUGUAUUGCUUGUGGUGUACACGAACGUCAUGGAUUGGUUCAGAACAAUGGGUGCUCAGCCAGUCGCGUGA